GCAGAACCGUGGCCGGUCGAUCUCUCGCCAAGAAAACAUAUAUGUGAGAUUUGGACCUGGAACCUCUGAAUUAUGAAUCUUCUAUGUUACCCGCUACAUCACUUCUUCAAUUGAUGCCCGAUAAAUUCGAGUUUCUCGAAUUAUAGCACACAUGAAUUAAAAAGUACUGUUAAAGUGGCGAGGGAAUUGGAGAAAUAAGCUAUAUUCAUGAUUGGAAUAUUUAUUCUAUUUUAUUAAUUUUAGACCAUUUUAAAUAUUAUAAUUUUACUCUGAAAAUGACAAAGCACUUGAGGGACAGAAUCAAUGUCAUUUGUGUCAUGUAUUAAGCUCAAAGCUGAAAAAGAAUUUUGCCCCAAGACAGUGAAGGAAAUGCAAAAUUAUAUGUCAGAGACAGGGGAGGAACGUGCUGUUAGACUAUAUACGGCUGCGGAGAUAAUGAAAAACGCCAGAGCCAAGGAAACUGAGGAACAGGCGGCAUUAAGGAGAAUGCAGGAGGCUCAACGAAUGGCCAGGCAUCGUGCCAAGAAAAAGCGUUGCCUGGAUGAGAAUCUCGCGAGGGAGAUUUCCAAAAUCGCCGAGCUGUCCAAGAUGCCCGUUCCUGAUUCCUCUACAAUAGCCCAGAUGUCCGAGAUGAAUAUGAAUAAAAUAUCCGCGGAAUUGAAGCAAAUGAUGGAGAGGGGAAAAGUACCUGAGCAUAUAGUUCAAAUGGCUCAACUCGCAGAGUUUAAUAAAAUGAAUUCUGAAUUGAACAAGAUGUCACAGGACAUGGCGAAGAGAUAUGAAAUGGAGAAGAUGGUAGAAUAUGCCAAGACUACGGAAUACAUGAAGAUGCAGGAGAUCGCCAAGAUGAACGAGAUGGUGAAACUUUCUGAAAUGGCCAAGUAUAACGACAUCACCAAGAUCAAUGAAAUGGCAAAGAUGAACGAGAUGAUGAAGAUAUCUCAGAUGGCCAAGAUCAACGAAGUGCAAAGGAUGAACGAGAUAGCGAAGCUGAACGAGAUGGUGAAAAUGACAGAGAUGGCAAAAUACAAUAAUGAUAUCACAAAACUGACUGAAUUCGCGCAGAUCAAUGAGAUGGCGAAAGAGAUCGCGAAAAUGAACGAGAAGACGAAGAUGAAUGAAAUGAUGAAGAUGGCAAAUAUACAAAACGACAUCGUCAAAAUGGAAAGACCAGAAUAUCAGAAUGUCAAAAUGACAAAUGAAAUGGUGAAACUGAAUGAGCUGGCUAAAAUGAACGAAAUAACGAUUACGAAGCUGAAUGAUCCGCCGAAGGUACCGGAGAUUUCGUCGCUACCACCGCCACCGCGUAUCCCCGAACCUGUGAUCACCGUGCCAAACCCGAGGAAUCUGCAGAACGUGCAGACCGUACAAGUGGCACAGGCCAGCCCGUCCAGCAUGAUCAACUACCAGACCGUGCCCGGCCAGAACAAUUAUGGCAAGUUAUUGAAUAUCAUUGAGGAGCUCGGCAGAGACAUUCGUCUGUCAUACGCGGGUAGCCGCAGCGCCGCCGAAAGGCUGAAGAAUGGCAUUCAGCAGGCUAGGAUCGCCGUGCGGGAUUGUUUGCACGAGACGCAGCACAAUGCGCAACAAUGAUCUGCCGACAUGAGUUAGAUAGCGAUUAGAUUACUUAUAGCUUUUUAUCAUUUCAUAAGACGUUGCUUUGUACGAACUGCUUAAAUUUGAGCUGCGGUAUUAACACGACGUGAUAUAUACAGUAGUGGACGUACAUGCAUAGAUCGAGCAUUUUGUUUCUAGAAAAACCUAGACUGUUAUUCUUUCAUUCUACGCGAUAUGCAUGGUCUCUUUUUCUGAAGAUACGGUAGUGUCUCUGCGCUAAGGUAAACGCAACGAUUCAACUCGAUUUCUCAACUCGGUUCCUGCAUGUACGUCGUUCGAACAAUGGCUGACAGUUUCCUAUUUUUAAGUUACAAUUUAAUACAUAGAAAUGGAAGGGACGGUACCAAUUUGUAUACACGCACUGAACUACUUAGAGAAUAUUAGAAUCUUAGUUUAUAUUUUAUAAAAAAGAAAACAGAAAAAAAAACAGUUAUAUCAUGAUUUUUGUUAAAACUCGCAUAUGCUGCAAAUUUUUAGUAUACGUUUUGAGUGAGAAAAAGAAAAGAAUGCAAAGUAAAAGCUUUUCAAAUAUGUACCUAAUGGAAAGUAUAAUCCCGUAAAUAUUUCCCGUAAUAUAUCGUUAAAUAAAUAAAAAUUUUGUAUACAA
Molecule: messenger RNA, 2224 nt
Organism: Atta colombica
Lineage: Eukaryota; Metazoa; Arthropoda; Insecta; Hymenoptera; Formicidae
Gene: CDK2AP1
Cellular component (GO): cytoplasm; nucleus
Source: RefSeq, a predicted model, not a curated record